Molecule: messenger RNA, 2406 nt
Organism: Bipolaris sorokiniana ND90Pr
Lineage: Eukaryota; Fungi; Ascomycota; Dothideomycetes; Pleosporales; Pleosporaceae
Exons: 3
Coding region: 1-2406 (801 amino acids)
Biological process (GO): mitochondrial translational elongation
Cellular component (GO): mitochondrion
Molecular function (GO): translation elongation factor activity; GTPase activity; GTP binding
Source: RefSeq, a predicted model, not a curated record
AUGCGGGUACAGUCUAUCCUCCGGGCUCAAUCGCUCGCCACGAGCAGUCUUCGCUGUUCUGCUCGAUCGGCAGCGAGAACGUCUUCACGAUGCGCUCUCUCGACCAUUGCUGCAUCGCGCACGCCAUACACCAAUGGAUUGAAGACCGACACAUGGAUAGAAAGCCAGCGGACCCAGCAGCAACGAAGAUGGAACUCAGUGGCCGCUCAAGUAUUAGAGCAAGCCAAAGAAGACCCAUCCGCCCUCACCCAAGAGAAAAUCGUUGAAAAUUUGAACCCUAUCGAGUGGGAAAGACUCUCGAGAGUACGAAACAUCGGUAUCGCUGCGCACAUUGACUCUGGCAAAACCACCGCCACCGAGCGUGUUCUCUUCUACACCGGCCGUAUCAACGCUAUACACGAAGUCCGCGGUAAAGAUUCUGUAGGUGCCAAGAUGGACUCCAUGGAUCUUGAGCGCGAGAAGGGUAUCACUAUUCAGUCUGCGGCCACAUUCUGUGACUGGGUCAAGAAGAACGACGAAGGAAAGGAAGAGAAAUACCACAUCAACUUGAUUGAUACACCUGGCCAUAUCGACUUUACAAUUGAGGUAGAGAGAGCGCUGCGAGUCCUUGACGGAGCUGUCAUGAUUCUGUGUGCUGUCAGUGGAGUACAAAGUCAAACGAUUACUGUCGACAGGCAAAUGAGGCGUUACAACAUUCCUAGGCUAUCCUUUGUCAACAAGAUGGACCGAAUGGGCGCCAACCCAUGGAAGGCUGUUGAUCAGAUCAACCAAAAACUCAGGAUAGCAGCUGCGGCUAUUCAGGUGCCUAUUGGACGUGAGGAUGGUUUCUUGGGUGUGGUUGACUUGGUCAGAAUGAAAGCCAUCUACAACGAAGGAUCCAAGGGCGAAAUCAUCAGGGAAACCGAUGAAAUCCCCGCAGAUCUUGUUGAGUUGUGCAAGGAGAAGAGGCAAAAGCUCAUUGAGACAUUGGCAGAUGUGGACGAUGAGAUUGCAGAGCUCUUCUUGGACGAGCAGGAGCCAACCGUUGCCCAGAUCAAGGCUGCUAUUCGACGAGCUACAAUCUCUCUCAAGUUCACUCCAGUCAUGAUGGGUUCCGCCCUCGCCGAUAAGUCUGUACAACCGAUGCUCGAUGCCGUAUGCGAUUACCUACCGAACCCCUCCGAAGUCGAGAACAUGGCGCUGGACAAGAAGCGAGCGGAAGCCCCAGUCAAGCUAGUCUCAUAUAAUGAUUUGCCAUUCGUCGGUCUAGCAUUCAAGCUGGAGGAGAGCAGCUUUGGACAGUUGACGUACAUUCGUGUAUAUCAAGGUACACUCAAGAAGGGCAUGAAUGUGUUCAACGCCAGGUCAGACAAGAAGGUUAGGAUCCCUAAGAUUGUGCGCAUGCAUUCCAACGACAUGGAGGAAGUACCGGAGAUUGGCGCUGGAGAAAUCUGCGCAGUGUUCGGUGUCGACUGUGCGUCUGGCGAUACCUUUACUGAUGGCAACCUCGCAUACACUAUGACCUCUAUGUUCGUUCCUGAGCCUGUCAUCUCCUUGUCGAUCAAGCCCAAGCACACCAAGGAUACACCCAACUUCAGUAAGGCCAUGAGCCGUUUCACCCGCGAGGACCCUACAUUCCGAGUUCACACCGACCCUGAAUCGCAAGAAACCAUCAUCUCAGGUAUGGGUGAGCUGCAUCUGGACAUUUAUGUCGAGCGCAUGCGCCGUGAGUACCGAGUCGAAUGCGAGACCGGACAGCCACAGGUCGCAUACCGUGAAACAAUCACUAAGCGCGUCAACUUUGACCACACGCUGAAGAAGCAGAGUGGUGGAUCUGGAGAUUUUGCGCGUGUAGUCGGAUGGUUGGAGCCCAGCGAGUCCCUGACCGAGAACAAGUUCGAACAACAAAUUUCCGGUGGCACGAUCUCAGAAAAGUUCCUGUUCGCUUGCGAAAAGGGAUUCAUGGCAUCAACAGCCAAGGGACCUCUUCUCGGCCACAAGGUACUGGGUACCUCCAUGGUCAUUAACGACGGAGCAACGCACGCUGUCGACUCCUCGGAAAUGGCUUUCAAGAACGCUACUCAACAAGCCUUCCGCAAGGCUUUCCAGUCAGGUGCACCACAGGUCCUCGAGCCCCUCAUGAAGACCACCAUUACCGCGCCGAACGAGUUCCAAGGUUCCGUCGUUGGACUCUUAAACAAGAGGAACGCAGUCAUCAAUGAUACAGAAAUCGGACCAGAGGACUUUACAGUGUAUGCGGAUUGCAGUCUCAACAGCAUGUUUGGUUUCAGUAGCCAGCUGCGUGCUAGUACGCAGGGUAAGGGCGAGUUCAGCAUGGAGUUUAGCCACUACAGUCCUGCGCCGCCGCAGCUGCAGAAGGAGCUUGUUGCCAAGUACGAGAAGGAGCAGAAGGAGAGGAAUGCUUGA